AUGUCUGACAACGUCGGUCUCUCAACGCCCCGUGGCAGCGGUACCUCGGGCUAUGUUCAGCGCAACCUUGCGCAUAUGCGCCCACGCGACUACGGCGCGCCCUACCCUCCCAAAGACGCCGACUCACUCCGCCAUAGGCAGCGACAACCCGACAAAGAGAUUUUGGAGCAUGAUCGCAAGCGCGAGGUCGAGGUUAAGGUCCUCGAUCUACGCGAUACCCUUGAAGACGAAGGCCUCGAUGACGACGAAGUUGAGAAGCGAUGCGAUGAGAUGCGCAAGAAGCUUCUGGCCGAACUCGAGAGACAAAAGAAUAGCCGUGGCGGCGGCGGCGGCGGUCCUGUACGGAAACACUUCAAGAGCCAUCAAGUGCACGAGAUGGCAGAUGCCAAGAUCAAAGAAAGCGAGAGAUUACGGAGCGCCUUGAGGAUAAGCAAGGAUUACGAGGAGGGAAGCCAUUGGAGGAGACAAGAGGAGAGACUCCGAGGCUCUCUGGAGAAGGAGACCAAGAGGGAUGACAUCGACUAA
Colletotrichum orchidophilum is the source of this 525-nucleotide messenger RNA. RefSeq names its product pre-mRNA-splicing factor CWC21. Bases 1 to 525 code for a protein of 174 amino acids. Lineage: Eukaryota; Fungi; Ascomycota; Sordariomycetes; Glomerellales; Glomerellaceae. The record is from RefSeq and is a predicted model, not a curated record. The transcript is spliced from 2 exons.